Trypanosoma grayi is the source of this 480-nucleotide messenger RNA. RefSeq lists its product as hypothetical. The transcript has a single exon. The record is from RefSeq and is a predicted model, not a curated record. Lineage: Eukaryota; Euglenozoa; Kinetoplastea; Trypanosomatida; Trypanosomatidae. Bases 1 to 480 code for a protein of 159 amino acids.
AUGCCAGAACAGAUGCUCUACGUCCUCAGCUGCCUCGUCGUGCUGACGCUGCGGCAGCAGCGCGACAAGGAUCUAGCGCGGGUGAGUGUGGCCGGCGCAGCACCUGUUGUGCGUCGCCUAAAGACAGAGGCCGGUGCUGUUGGUGCUGGUGCAUCCGAGCCUGGCACCUUCGCGAUGCGCGUAGUGCACCGCCUGUACAUGGGGCUGAUGGGCCAGCAGCGGUUCCCGUCGAUGAACGCGGCUGGCAUUGCAUCCGCCAUCGAUGGUUUCGCGGAUCUCGGCAUCAUCUCGCGCCCGCAGCGGCGCGGCAACGAGGAGCUCUUUUCCUUUAACGGGACGUGGUCGCUAGAGGCCAUGCAGAGCGCCCUCACUGCACGUGGCGAGGCGCUUCGCCAAGAAAGUAUUGACUGCGGCCUCGACGGCUCGGAGAACCGCUUCGCCGAGGUGCUACGCGAACUGAAGACGAUUGUCGGCCUCUGA